CCAAAGCGAGAUCAUGGAGUUCCCGCCAAAAAUGUUGUACCCACGGACAUUCCAGACCUCUCCAGCACGACUCCCGGAGGAGGAAGUUGAGGCGGCUGAGAAUACGGCGGUGGUUCUUCGGGACAAGCUCACCGCGUUGGCCUGUCGCCACGAGCAAGUUAAGAUCGCGUACUAUCAGCUUCACUCGCAUAUCAAAAUCGGUCUGGUCGAGGCAGAGGAAGUUUUCGCAUCUCUGGCGAUCCCGUUGAUGAAGCUUGUCGGUUUGAAGACAACGGAAAUGGUGACCGAGGGGAGAUUCGCCGCUGUCUUCCUCGAUGCCGAUAUCUGUCCCGAAAGGGAUCAGAUGGAUGCCAUCCGAUCUGCUCGAAGGAUUACGCAAAACGGAUUUCGAAUCGGAGAUACGAAGAAUCAGAUCCAUAGUUCAAAGGAAGAAAAUUAUGCUGCCAAAGUUGAAAUAGCUGGCAGAGAGAUUUUGGACAAGCAGCAGAGGCAACUGAUACAGCUUGUCCAGAUCCUAAGGCACUUUGAAAGACAAGCCAUUUCCCACCAGGAAAACAUUCUGCAGAUGAUUGACCAUCAUCGAAUCUUCUGCCACGAAUUCAUCCGGAAAGCCAUCUAUUACAUCACCAUGCUUCGCACCCAAAGUCACGAUACUUUCCCCGUUACAGUCAAGUUCCUUCGAGUGAUUUUCAAUAACGUUAUCGAGGUUCUUGGUUCAGUAGAUUGUGGUGUAAAGGAUCAUAUGCAGGCUGUAGCAGAGAAAAUGUGUUAUCCGUUAGCCAAGCACAUAAACAACCUCACUGCUGAGAUCAACCAUGGUCCUUAUGCGCAACUGAUGAAUGUAGUAAACGAGAUGGAGAGAACAUGGGCAGGCACAAGGCAAGAGCUGGAAGAUGCUAGGGCAAGGAUCAGAAUGGCAGAGGAGCAAGCCAGAAGAGCGAAGGGAAGCCUCGCUUUCAAGCGUCUACGCGUGGAGGGUAGUCAAGAAAACGACGAGAAAAUACUGUGGGAGCUAUUGAGGAAGAAAAGAAAGAUGCAAGGAUCUGAUAGUCCAAUGGGGACCAAUGAUCUAAUCAGACAGACCAACAACAAGCGGGUACGAUCCUUCGACCAUCAAUCAUCGAGAAUGCUCGUCAGUCCUCAAACUACAUGUUCCGACAUUUGGAUCCCUCUUGGCCUUUCACCUUCAGUGAAAUCAGAAACCCUGAGAUUGGGAAGUGUGAGUUUGCUUUUGGGUGGAGAAGUUUGAAAUGGAAAGGGAGAGAGGGAGGGAUGAUGAAUGAAGGCCGAAAAGGUUGAAAAGAAGAGAAGCAAAUACGGGGAGGCAGGCACCGUCCCUUGCCUUUGAGGUCAAACUUGUCUGAUUCUUUGUUCCAGUUUUAUCGAAGAAAAGUGUCACGUCAAGACCCCGGAAACUCUCCUUUGUCGUUGUUGUUAGCAUCGAAAUAUUCUCUUUUUCAAUUUGAUCUCCUGGUCUUUUCCUUGUUCACUUGCAUUCAAUUUCAAUUCGAUAACGGCAGGACACA
Molecule: messenger RNA, 1526 nt
Organism: Tarenaya hassleriana
Lineage: Eukaryota; Viridiplantae; Streptophyta; Magnoliopsida; Brassicales; Cleomaceae
Exons: 6
Coding region: 14-1249 (411 amino acids)
Source: RefSeq, a predicted model, not a curated record